Ectocarpus siliculosus is the source of this 1661-nucleotide messenger RNA. NCBI's taxonomy places the organism in Eukaryota, Phaeophyceae, Ectocarpales, Ectocarpaceae. The record is from the annotation of a GenBank genome assembly.
AUGUCCCUGGAACGGUAUCUCAAGACUCUCAAUACAGCUUUCAGAAGCCAUGACGGCUCCACGAUGGCUAGGUUGCUCAGUGCUAGUGCAGCAGACAGCAGUUCGUCGGGUGUCGUUGCCUACUUGGAUGAGAGGGAGAUUGAGAAGGAAUGUCCGCGUCGACUGAAAGGAGCGUUGGCCACUGUGGCAGCUGGAGUUCUGCGAUCUUGGCAUGCCUCGCACGAAGGCAGAGCGGACGAUGCACACAAGCACUACAUCGCCGCCCUUGAGUCAUUCUUGGACGGGAUUUAUGUGCCCGAGGGAAUUUGGGUUGCUCCUUGCCUCUACGGCAUGGUGGCCGGAGUGCGAAAGCUUGCCAAAAAGGCGGACUGGGGCGGGCCGGACGGGCGAAAGGCGGCAGCCCCAAGUUACGGGGAGGCGGAGGCGGAGGAGGAGGGAAGCAAGAGUAUGGUGCUCACCACGCACACGAUCAUGAGGGCGUUUCGAUUGUCCAUCAACGACCGGAGCAACGACCCGAUAACGUCGAGGAAAGCCUGCGCCCUGCACCUGGCGAUCGACAUGUUCAAGCACUACGGCGACCUAAAGAACCUCCGCAUGUGCAACAACAUCCGGGGGGUUUUGGAGCAGCACUGGACGGUCGUGGAGCCGAUGUCCUCUAGAGCAGAUUGGGUUAGCUACCGCUACUACGUGGGUGUGCUCAAGAUAUCCGAGGACAAGUACAAGGAUGCGGAGGUGGACCUGGAGGCGGCGCUAAGGCACUGCCACAACAAGGCCAGGGGAAACAAGAGACGGAUUCUCAAUAAGCUCGUGCCACUCCGGCUCCGCUUAGGGCUCUACCCCACCCUUGAUCUCCUGGUGAAAUACGACCUGGCGCACUUCCACGACUUUGCCGUCGCCAUCAGGACUGGAGAUGUGCGCAGCUUUAAUGAACUCAUGACGCAGUGGGAGAGAGUGUUCAUCUCAAAGGGAACCUACCUGCUGAUGGAAAAGUGCCUCAUGCUGGUCUACCGCAAUCUCGUCAAGAAAAUCGUCGUGGUCACCCAGACGUUCAAGCUUCCCCUACGGGUCGUGCAGUUCGCGUUCCAGAGGAUGGAGCACGAGAGAGACGUGGACGAGAUUGAAUGCCUCCUGGCAAACCUUAUCUUUAGGAAUCUGGUCAAGGGAUACCUCUCCCACAAGGCCAAGUUUUUGGUAAUGGCCAGCACCACCGAGAAGGCCUUCCCGAAGAUCCGCCUCGUCGCAUGAGGCGAUAUCUAGACUAUUAAUAGAUGCAUGUUCUCAUCGUGGAGAGGAUUAGUGUAUGUUAGAUUACGAGUGAUAACAUGGCGCAUGGUGGCUAAGCACAUAGACAGCUGUUCGCCCACGCGGAGUCUUUUGAAAGUAUUUUCCAUGGAUACCAAUGGACAUGGGGCAGGCACCCCCUGUCCCCGGCCCAUUUCCCGUCCCGUCGCUCAUUUCGGCGACGACCCUCCCCAGAUCCAUUUGGCUGACUGUUGUUUGUUGUUGUUGCUGGUGCUGCUCAGUACGUUGUACCCAUAUUCUAGAGUGGUUCUGCGGCAUGGGUGUGUAAUGUGGCCUGGUCGAAGUUGUUGUUUAGUGUGGGUGGCGCGAAGACGACGUGUUUCGCGCAAGCGCUUGGCGAUCUAUGUCUUUUGUGAAUG